Messenger RNA from Coregonus sp. 'balchen', 754 nucleotides. The record is from the annotation of a GenBank genome assembly. Lineage: Eukaryota; Metazoa; Chordata; Actinopteri; Salmoniformes; Salmonidae.
AUGUCUGGCCCACAGGUGGCUCUGGUCACUGGUUCCACGCUGGGCCUGUGGUUAGCCAUAGUGCAGGCACUGUGCCAGGGCUUUAAAGGGGAUGUGUAUCUGAGGGCCUGGGACGUCCAGAGGUGGGCCAUGGUUGUGGAGGAUCUGCAGAGGGAGGGACUCAAGCCCAGACUCCUCCAGCUGGACAUUACAGACCCGGCCAGCAUCCAGGCUGCACGGCAGCAUUUCAUGAAGGAGUACGGGGUCUGGAUGUGCUAAUCAACAACGCACGCAUCGCCCCAAGACAGAACUAGACAUUAUUAUUAAUGCGUUAACAUUCACUCACACAGUCUAUGACACACUGGCUGCCCAAUUCUGAUAUUUUUCCCACAUCAGAUAUUUUUCAGAGCUAAUUUUGAAUGGUCAAAAUACCAAUUAGUAAAGAAAGAACAAAAUUGGGCUGCCUGUCCACACGCAGCCAUAGUGCAAUAGUUAUUGCGUGUUAGCUGGCCUGGGAUACAGUGGCAUUUAGUGAACGAAUAGCUCCCUCUAUGUCCAGAAGGUGACCCUGCAUCCUUCGGCAGCCAAGUAGAGCACAUUCUCUAAACCAACUUCUUCGCCACCAGAGACAUCCGCAAUGAAUUUAUUCCUCUCUGUAUGUGUUCUCCGGACCUCCAGGCCCUGCAGCAAUGACAUCGCAGAGGAGGAGCUAAUGGCUCUGAUGAAGCGCUUUGUUGCCGAGGCUAAAGCUGGAGACCACGUCAGCAAGGGCUGA